CACUCACACCUGGCAAAAAGUCGACACGCUCAUCAGAGACCGAGCAAACACAGAUUGCUCCUCGUUAUCCUGCAGUCUUCAAAUUAUUUUUUACUUUUCCUCCGUUUCAUAGUAAUACGAUAAGGAAUCUCGUUUUUUAGGAAUCUCGUGUUUUUCGGUUUGUGGACAUUUUUUAGAAGACACCCUGCUAGAGUCGGUGGUAGAAAUAAUCAGCACGAAUAACUUGAGUCUGAAGGGGAUUGUGAAAAUUGAUUUUUCAAUGUGUGAUGAGAAAGUAUUUUUGAUUGGGUAACUCGUGAAAUCGGAAUGCAGAAUUUUAGUGUUUCUAGUAUUUUUGACCACGACUGAAAAUGCCUUAAAUCAAACUCGUCUGUGUCUCGUAACAUGAAAAGUGAAUAUUAUCAAAUUUUUUUCGCACCUGAUUAAAGUAACAAAUCGCUUUCGUUCAUUGAUAUCGUAAGUUUGAAAGCGACGUUGAAUCGAAGGUACUCAAAUUCCAAAAUCGAGAUCGUACGAAUUACGAUAACGUGAAUGCUAAUCACGAUCGCGAAUUAUCGAUAGCAUCAAUAACGUGAAUCUGCGACGUAGUAAAACGACGGAGGAGUGGAUCGUAGAGAGAUUUGAAGAUGAUAUAAUUUGAGAAAAACACGCGAUAUUUAAAUCAUGAAUCCCCGAGAACUAGCGCGGGCUUUCAAGAAUCGUUCCACUUUGAAUCCUCUUUUGAACGACGCACGCUGAAUAAGCCCAGAAAACGAUGAAAACGGUUCUAAAAACGAGUUUUUUUUCCGCACGCUUAUUCAGGCACGGGUGUACAUAGAAAGGAGGGUUGAAAAAGAGACACGUAAUGUACGUAGCUUCCCCAUUGAGUGAAGCAACUAAAUUAUGAAUGGUGGUCGAUAACGCUGAGACGCGUGCACCCCCUCGACGAAAGAAGUUACAACAAGACAAUGAUUCCUCACAAUAAAACGAGCCCCAGCGAUGUACACCUCCGCAGCGAUAAAAAAAGGUCAACGUACAGCAUUGCCGUCGAUAAAAAUACAUUGAGAGCAACACCUGCUGUUCCGUUCGUCCAGUACACAAGGGUGUUAUACUGAUGUUGAUGGCAGGGAUUAUUGCGGGGAAUUAGAAAGGCGAGGUGCCUGAAGCUCCGCAAGGGUAACUGCGCUCGGCCGAUUGUAAAGAUCGGACGAAACACCGGGACGGAAGACGGAUCGUUGGAACUUCAUUUAUCACGAAAAAUAUUCUCGAGGUGUCUUUGCGGCACGCUAUCGGUGGUCCCCGAAGGGGUCCACUGCCAAACGGUGAAGGGUAAAGUGACCGAAGGGCGGGUUUUGGGGGGAUGCAGCGCGAAGGGGUAGCGGCAUGGAGGAGCCCUCACUUGAGGCUCUCAUGCAAGCGGGCCUCAUCUUCGUCGUCGGCGUCGCCAUCAUUCUCUCGAACCUCCUCAUCAUCGCCACUUACCUCAACUUCCGGGGUCCCUCCGAGGUGAUAAACUACUAUUUGCUAUCGUUGGCGUCGGCGGAUCUUCUAUGCGGUCUGCUGGUAGUACCACUCUCGGUAUAUCCGGCGCUCGUUAGAAGAUGGGUCUACGGGGACAUAGUAUGCCGUUUGGUCGGUUACCUCGAGGUCACUCUCUGGGGGGUCUCGGUCUACACCUUCAUGUGGAUCUCUGUCGAUCGCUAUCUCGCAAUCAGGAAACCACUACGAUACGAGACCGUACAGACAAAAACUCGUUGCCAGUGUUGGAUGGUCUUCACAUGGAUAAGCGUGGCCAUGAUAUGCUGCCCACCGUUGCUCGGCUUCAACAAGCCGAUCUUCGAUCGCGAGGCCUUCAUAUGCAUGCUGGAUUGGGGAAACAUGGCCGCCUACACAAUCACCCUAUCGAUACUCGUACUCGGUCCUUCGGUCAUAACAAUCGUGUACACGUACUUCUACAUAUUCUCAAUGAUGCGACGACUCAGAUCCGGUGUGCCGAUACACGACAAAGAGUACGCGACGGCGUUGUCCGAAAAUCUCAGCAAUCCAAGCCACAUCAUGUCCUUCGUUCUUGUAAUGGCGUUUUGGGUAUCCUGGGCACCGUACGCCGGACUCAGGAUCUACUCCAGCCUUAACGGACCACCUCAGGUGCCAUUCCUGAACUUUGCAGUCGUCUGGUUCGGGGUGACGAACAGUUUCUGGAAGGCUUUGGUACUGGGUACCCUGAGCCCCCAGUUCCGUCUAGCAGCGAGGGUCCUUUGUCUGACAUUGUGUUGUCGUCAGCGAAGACUUCCGCCCGAAUUGCUCGGCCUGGACGACGACGAUUAAAGAUCUCGGCAGGAGCAGCCGAACGAGAAGCAGAAGAAAAGUAACUAACGAGGAGGAAGUGAUAAGGUGAACGAAGGCCGGAAAAAACCGUUGCAAAAUGUAGAGCGCCGCGCAUUCUUAGAGCAUCGCUGUUUAUCGACGAUUCUUUACGAUCCAAAAAUCUUUCGGUCGGGGGACACUGUUUGAUUGAGUGGACGAAGGGAGAAAACGGGGGCUGAAGAUGGACUUGGAAUGGGGCAAAUUGGGGGAUGGCCGUGAGCGAUCGGGUACUCAGUAUUUGGCAAGAGCAAAAUCUCGCUUCGCUCAAUCUCUCGUUAACGAAAGGAAAAUAACAAUAACCAAAGAAAACACAUUAUUUAGAGUAAGAUCGGGAAAUAAAGUUUCUGAAUAAUAACUAAAAUGAUUAUUCAUACGGGAAUAAGUAACGGGAGCUCGGGACGAAAACGGCGAUGUUGAAUGUCUUGAAAAAAAAAAUAAAACAAAUGUUAAAUAAUCGUUGCCUACGUACGUCUUAAGAUCACGCUCAAUAUGUGUCGUAGUCGAGCCAAAAAUGUGUCGCACGUGUUGACCGCGAUCCCCAUCGUCGUGUCUGUACUCGAUUAACACUGAACAAACCAAAGAAGCUGAAAACUGAAAAAAAUAUUACCAAAAACGUCAUAAAAAAUUACGAGUAAAGAUGUUUAUGAAAAAACAAAAACUAGUCAAUUAACGGAGAUGUCUCUACGAAUGUGAAGCGCUCGCGUCAGUCGAAAUGUGCUGUAUGAGAGGGCGAUUCGAGAAAUAAAGAUAACGGACGAUUGGGAUUGAAAGGAGAUGAAAACGGGAGUGUUCACAAAGUUCGCGCGCGAUACGCGAAGCUGCUCGCAAAACAAACGUUCAAUGGGCUUACGGGGUCGUAGUUCACGAGACUCCGUCAAAAUUUCUCGCUUAUAAACAAAAAAAGAAGAUGAAAAUUGAUGAAUACGAAUUAAGCGAAAAAAAUAAAUAAAUCAUGAAGCUUCGCUGGCAAUCGGGAGGAAAGUAAGUGAACGUACAGAAAAAACGACGAUUGAAUAUUUUGGGUGGAUUAUAAAACCCUCGUUUGAUUUAGACGUUUCGCAAGCAAUUUCGAUGUUAUUUCAUUAAAACGAUGAGGAACUUUGACAGUUGGUUUUACAGAGGGAGCCACGGCCCCGUGAAGGACCGUAAACUCCGAAACGUUUUUUUCGUAUUCUCUUCGAAUUACAUAGUUAGUAUACCAAGCGAGAUUUAAAAGACACAUUUAACGGCAGUUUAAGGAAUAAGAGCGUAGCGCAAUCAGCGAAUGUCGCAAAGAUCCAAGCUAAAAACGAGAUGAAAAAUUCAAUAAAAGCGUUUAUUGACUUAUCAAUUAUCUUAAAGAUUAUGAUAACUAUUGGCGUCUUUUUUCAAGGGCUUCAAUGGGCUAAGGCACAUUUUAUGGGAGAAUUCAAAAAUUGACUUUCCAUUUAAAACACUAGGUCGCAAAUGCUAUCAAUUUUUUCCUUUGAACAAUGAAGAAUGGAAAAGUCGUUGAAUUUUUUUUUAAAUUCAUUUUCAAAGAGUCUCGAUCAUUGUUCAAAAUCCGUGUGAAAUACUCUCUGUAAAAUUCCGUCACGCACCGAUGAGGCCCAACCGAAAAGUCGCGACGUGAAAAUUUCCUCGGCGAAAGAGAAAAAAAUAAACAAAAUUUGGCUCAACUUUGCAUCAUGUCUACACGAUUCGGAUAUUAAAGAUUUUGAAAAAUAAUGAAAAUAUAGAGCUUAGCAUUAAUUAGGCUUAUAGACGUGGGCGCGCAGCGGGACUGCCACUUCGUUAUCAAAGGUUCGUGAUAUCACAUCUAUUCGUCGGUGAAACAAAAAAUAAUAAUAAAAAUGAAGAAAAAAAGAUUGAAAGGAGAGAACGAUAACGUUGCGUGAAAUUAGUGGGAGUCACGAAACCGACGGGGAAGGGUGCCAUGGGUUAAUACAGUAGUAAACAUUUUCUAUUACAAUUAUUGUUAAAAAUCGUAUAAAUUCGUAUUAAUUGGACUCUUGAUAAUCGAUUGUUAACCGAAUGUGGAUGAUUUAUCAACUGUUUAUUAUCGAUAAGUUAUUUUUCGAUUGGUGCCCAUUCUCGGACCCGAUGGAUCCUGAAAAAUAUAAAAAAAAACGAGUGAGAGAACGAACGAGAAAUAGAGAGAGAAAGAAGAAGACAUUAUUGAGUGAAUAACAUAUGAAGUGAGAAAUAUUAAGUAGACAUUAGGAACGGUGAAAUGAAUUAAAUAACGUAUUGAAAAAAGAGAUGAAGGAAAAUGCGAGGAUAUAUUAAUACAACAUAUGAAAAAAGCGAGAAAAUACUGUUCGAAUUAGUUUUUAAAAGAAAUGCAUACAAAACGUCGUUUCAACGGAGUGUAAAUAGUGUUAUAAUAAUGAUAAAAAUGCUUGAAUUAUAAGUAACUCGUUUUAUGGAAAAUAUAAAACGCGUCACGAUCGAUCGCUAUUGUUUUCAAAUUAUAUAUAUUAUACACUUAUGAGGAUUCUCGACACACCAAUAUAAGAUUUAAAAAAACGUUUAAAAAAUGAGAUGUAUAAUAAAAAAAAAGGUACGAGUUUAUUUGUCGUUUUUCAGUCUCCACUUUUCUCUUUCUCUGUCUCUCUUUCUCUCUCUUUUCUUUUUUUCUAUUUCUUCGCUUCUUCUCUCUCUCUCCCUCUGUCCGUCUGUCUUUUUCUAAUCUUUCUUUUUUGUUGUUCAAUGCUCGACGUCUACACUAUAUUUUUGCUUAGUCAUGGAAUCAACGAACGAUCGAAUCUUGGUGUCUUUCAUUAUUCCUUCUUCUUUUCUUCAAUUAUUUCUGUCAAUGAGGCAUACUCACCAGAAAAGUAGGAUUGUGUAUGAGCAUAUAUUCCUAUUAAUUAGAUCACACGGACUUUUCUUAUAGAGAUUUUUCGAACGCAAAGAUUUAUUGGGUAAAUCUUUGAAACGUGCACUCCAAAAUAGUAAAAAUGAUAAAUUUGUCAAAAAUGAAUGAGCCUUUUGAGAAAAAUUGUUAAAAAAUGUUUCCAGUUGCACCCAAACGAACCGAAUUUGAGCAAAGAUUUUCUCGAGCAAUGAAUUAACCUCAUGGAAUGAACUCAACACCCAGCGGUUUCAAAAUGCGAAUAAAAUAUUUGCAAUUACGAUAUUUUAUCGAAUAUCCCUAGCCUCAUGAAUGCCAAACUCAGCUUCGAUUCAAUGCCUCGAGAUUAACGCUUUGCCACUCGAAUUGUCGAAUGGCGCUUCGCACUUUCGAAUCGUAAAUUCAAUUUGAGAAUGAACAACACCAAAAGUUUCGCAAUUUUAGACACCGAGAACCUCAAAUUUUGGAAAACAAUUGCUUAUCAAGAGACGCGCUAGCGGCUCGACGCCAAGUAUUAAAAGGAAAAACAGCAGCGCGUAAAGAAAAAGCCAGAGUGAGCCCUGCCCCACUCUUGUAUACGCGAAUAUGCCGAUUUAUGACGUCACAGAGUUUUCAAACGGCACUUGCGGACAAACCAUAUUAUUAAAAAUCAAUUUCUACACGUUAAUGCAAAAUUACAAAGUUCCGAUGUUCUCUUUAUCAAUGCUUCAGUAAUUGUAUCAUUUCCGUACUUCGUUAAAUGUCCGGGAAAAGAAGCCACGCAGGAAAUGUUGAUCGACACAAAAGUCGGAUGCGAAUAGAACGUAGGAAGAAAAACUAAUAGUCGUUGAGCUUUGCCCAACGAACACUGAGAACCGCCAAAAUCAGCAGUAUUCACGGAAAAAAACGAAGAAAAAUAACUUAGUAGUAAAAGUACGAAAUAAAUCGUGAAAAGAAUAACUAAUAAGCCAUAAAUUCGAUAUUAAUGAUAUAUUGAUAUGACAUGAAUGGUAUACUGUUGGAAUCUAUAACGAAAUUCUAAAGGAAUCUAAAGAUUAAUGAAGGGAGCGUUAGACGACCGCGGGAAGAGCGUCGAGAUCCUCAGUUGUCUUUCUAUUGCGUUUUAAAUGUCGAAUAGCAUCAGGUCCCAGACGACAGCGAAUCGUGCCUAUUUCCGAGUUCGUAUGAACGACGAAAACGAGGGAGGAAAAAAUUAAGAGGGUGGCAAAAAAAACUGAAGAUUCAACGUUAGUAAAAACGGAAGGUACCAAAGACUACGAAGGGCAACGUGAAUGCUAAAUAAGGAGGGAAAAUAACAACAAACGUUACUGUGGCAUCCUAAUUCCAUGGUGUGGCAUAAUCCGUCUCGGACUUAUCACUAAAAACAUGAUUAUUCGUGGAGCUUCCGUCGAGAAUCAAAAAAAUGCUUUCACUUCCGAUUCCUUUUGGGAUGAAAAGUCAUUUCGUUUUGUGAAAAGUCUCAGAGGGAAGACGAGGGCUCAGAGAACUAUGACGCCACAGUAGUUUUCGAUAUUAUGUUUCCUCUUUCUAUCCACGCAUACGAACUUUUGUGAGUCUGCAGCUCGGUACAGCUGAUGAUUCAGUCGUUUCGGUUGAAAUAAGGAAGCAAUGCUAAAUCGCUCGAUCCACGUUCGUCCUUCAGGUACCCACCAAAGGGAGUGAGUUACCGAUUGUAGUAAUCGACGGACUCAUACAUGGACUGAAAUUGCGAAUGACGAGGCAAUUUCACAAAUGAGAUGAUUAAACACGAGAAAAUAUAAAUGAAGCGAAAGAUUGUGAAAUAAAAAGAAAAACUGAAGAGAAUAAUAAAAGUUGAACGGAUAUAUUGGUCCCUGGCAGUUUCCCGGGCGGCCUUCAUUAUUAACGAUUAAUUACAAUUUUUGUACCUAGUUGCUAGUUUUGUACUAGUUUUGUAACGUACCUCAUCAUGGGCGUGCUGUUAUUAAAUAUUUUAAAUCGACGUCGAAAAACUAUAUUGCGUCAAGAGAAAGGGAACGAAGAGAUGACAUUGUUCGGUAAUUGUAUGCGCUGAUACUCGACAAGUUUGUCAUCGACACAAAUGCGAGGGAGAGAAAAAGUGAUUACAGAUCCAGAAAAGAGAGAGUGAUUUUUCUGUAUCAGAAUUGGUAAAGAUCUUUUAUGGAUUUUCUUUAUCGUUUAUGCAGAAAAAGUGAAAUUCGAUCGAAGCACUUUAGAAAACCCUGAAUCACACAAUUUUUUUCUUCAGCAAAGAAAAUCAUGUGAUGAUGGUAUUCCUCAGAGUGUGCAUUAAUGAAGCUGCGACAUUGAUGCACUCGACGAGGAGCUGCUCGUUGUUAAGGCAAAACGAGACGAAUCUGCGAGAACCGAAACUGCAGAACACUCAUUUACUUUGACUUUGUAUUUUAAAAAAAUGUACAUUGAAUAAUUUUCACAAUUUGGAUCGAAUAUGCUGAUAUUUAGUGAGUUUUUAUUAAGCACCUGAUCAUUUUUAAACGUUCUGUCAGUGCUGUUGUUAAAUAAAAAAUACGACUCAAUUUUUUUCCAUCCGCAGAAGUCCAGAAAAAAAUAAGAGCUUGUAACUGGAAAUAAUACUGAGAGAAUGGAAUACAUAGAGAGUAUGAAGGAACGCUGAAUUGGUAGAAAGUGUGAUUGUAUGCGGAAAGAAAAGAGACUUUGAAAGAGAAAUAAUAAUGAAGAAACGACGAAAAAUAAAUGGGUGCUGUGACGAUACUGUAUAAUGAUUAAAAUGAUGACGGUACGAUUAGAUCGAUUCUUGUCCUAGGGUCUAUAGAGUAGCAAGAAAUUCCAAUAAUAAACAGUGAGAGUGUAGUUGCUGCAAUUUCACAUCGUGCUCAACUAUUAUAUGGAAGCAUCACUUUUAUUCGAA
Molecule: messenger RNA, 8048 nt
Organism: Venturia canescens
Lineage: Eukaryota; Metazoa; Arthropoda; Insecta; Hymenoptera; Ichneumonidae
Gene: DopEcR
Product: G-protein coupled receptor DopEcR
Exons: 5
Coding region: 1363-2304 (313 amino acids)
Biological process (GO): G protein-coupled receptor signaling pathway; cellular response to hormone stimulus
Cellular component (GO): plasma membrane
Molecular function (GO): G protein-coupled receptor activity; peptide binding
Source: RefSeq, a predicted model, not a curated record